CAAAAGAGAGAGAGAGAGAGAGUGGAGUUGGAGUUAGUGAUUCUAGUGGGUUCCCUUAACAUAUUAUUUGACCCCACAAAAUUAAACAUAUAUAUUUGUCCCCCUCUUCAAAACCCAUUAAUAUAAUUAAAAUCCAAAUCAAUUUUUAAUAAAAUUAUUCUACUAAUUUUUAUUUUGUUUUUCAAACCCCACAAAACCAGAAGUAGUUGUGGGUCCCCCCCUGAAACAGACCUCUGAAAGACAAGAUUUUCUGUACCAUAAGAUGAGACUUUCAAAACUCUCAUAAUAAUAACUUUGCACAGAAGUAGUUGAUAAACUCAUUUCUUUCCAUCCUUCAAAAAGAGAACAAUCAUCCAUGUUUUCUUCAUAGAGAAGUAGAGAAAAAAAAAAAACAAAACACACCCACAAAAAAAAAAAACACCCACAAAAAAAAAAACACCCACAAAAAAAAGUUGAUGAUGAUAUGAAAAAAAAGCUUGAAAAGUUGAAAAUAUAAAUACAUGUUGUAAAUGAAAAAGACUUGGCCUUUCUUUAUCUUCUGAUCUUUUGAUCUUCUUCUUUUGGUGGCUACUUAUCUUUCAACUAUUUUGACAACUAAAGUUUGCAUCUUUGAUAUCUUUCUUCAUUUACAACCACACCCAUAAAAACUACACUUUUGUCUUUCUUCUUUCAACCUUUUUAAGCUUUAACUCAGUCAAUUUUACAGAAUAUACUUCAAAGCUCAGAAUUAGCUAGAAGCAGAAGAAAAUGGUGUAAGAAGAGUUUUUUUUGCAUGGCAUCAAGUCAUAGGCUUGGAGAGACUGGUUUAUCACAGUCAGGUCCUUCAUCAAAUCAUCAUAACAUUCCUUUUGCUGUUCCUCAUCAUGGAAUCAACCCUACAACUUCUAAUCCUUUCAUGAAUCAAGGAGGAUCUUCUUUUGAUUUUGGAGAGCUAGAACAAGCUAUUGUUCUGCAAGGAGUUAAGAUUGGACAUCAUGAAGCCAAAUCAUCUUUAUUUGGAGCCAGACCUGCAGCAACUCUGGAGAUGUUCCCUUCAUGGCCAAUGAGAUUUCAACAAACCAACAGAGGAAGUUCAAAGUCAGGUGGAGAAAGUACUACAGAUGAUUCAGGAUCAGCUAUUAACACUUUUUCAUCAAGUCAAGCUGAAACUCAUCAUUUAGAACAACCUGAAUCUCCUAUGAGCAGAAAACCAACAACAGAACAACAACAACAACAACAACAACAAAAUCAACAACAACAACAACAACAAGCUUGUAGUUUUCAGCAACACCAGCAACACCAGCAACCAGGAAUGGCUAGUGAUGCCUCAAGAACAGGAAUAUCACAAAAACAACCUCAAGAAAAGAGACAAGGUGGAAUCAAAUCAGAUAAAGUGCUUGAUGCAAAGACACUUAGACGUUUGGCUCAAAACAGAGAAGCAGCAAGGAAAAGUCGACUUAGGAAAAAGGCUUAUGUACAGCAGCUAGAAUCAAGCAGGAUCAAGCUUGCACAGCUAGAGCAAGACCUUCAAAGAGCUAGAGCACAGGGAUAUUUCUUGGGUGGAGGAGGCGGUGCUCCUGCAAACCUUAGCUCAGAUGGUGCUGCAGGAGCUGCUAUAUUUGACAUGGAAUAUGCAAGAUGGCUAGAAGACGAUCAUAGGCACACUACAGAACUCCGAGGUGCUCUACAAGCACAUUUAUCAGAUGGGGAUUUAAGGAUUAUUGUAGAUGGUUAUAUCAAUCAUUAUGAUGAAAUUUUUCGGCUUAAGGGCGUCGCUGCGAAAUCCGAUAUAUUUCACCUUAUCACCGGAAUGUGGACUACUCCGGCAGAGCGCUGUUUUCUGUGGAUGGGUGGAUUUAGGCCCUCAGAGCUUAUCAAGAUGUUAACAGCACAAUUAGACCCUUUAACGGAGCAACAACUAAUGGGGAUAUAUAGUUUACAACACUCAUCGCAACAGGCAGAAGAGGCACUUUCACAAGGUCUAGAACAACUUCAACAGUCAUUAGUUGAUACCAUUGCUACUAGUACUGUUACUGAUGGCAUGCAUCAAAUGGCUAUUGCUUUGGGCAAACUUUCUAAUCUUGAAGGUUUUAUUCGUCAGGCUGAUAAUUUGAGGCAACAAACACUUCAUCAACUACGUAGAAUAUUAACGAUUCGACAAGCAGCAAGAUGUUUUCUGGUAAUCGGAGAAUAUUAUGGUCGACUGCGUGCAUUAAGCUCUCUUUGGUCGUCUCGUCCUAGAGAACACAUGAUGAGCAACGAUAAUGGAUGUCAAACAGCCCAAGAUUUACAAAUGGUGCAACCUCAUCAACAAAAUCACUUCUCGCCCUUUUAAAUUGAAGAAUGUGUGCAGUACUACGUACAGUCUUUGUGGCAGGCUAUCAUCAGAAUCAAUCAUUCCAGCAUCAUCAGAAUUAGAUUUUAUUUUUUAUUUUUAUUUUCUUGUUUCAUUAUUUUUCUAUUUUUCAAAUAUCACUAGGUUAUCUUUCACUUGUAAAUCAAAAGGAAGCUUCUUUCCCACCUCCUUCCACAACCAAACAAAGAGAAAAACAAAGCAACAAUGUAAAGGUGUGCGAUUAUAUAUCAUAUUAUAUGAAAUAUAAUUCGUGCUUUA
This is a messenger RNA of Beta vulgaris subsp. vulgaris (sugar beet), 2593 nucleotides long. Its product is annotated as transcription factor TGA9. Lineage: Eukaryota; Viridiplantae; Streptophyta; Magnoliopsida; Caryophyllales; Amaranthaceae. Gene Ontology annotation, molecular function: sequence-specific DNA binding; DNA-binding transcription factor activity. Bases 773 to 2314 code for a protein of 513 amino acids. The transcript has 13 exons. The record is from RefSeq and is a predicted model, not a curated record. Gene Ontology annotation, biological process: DNA-templated transcription; regulation of DNA-templated transcription.